CGCGACGACUAGCCGACCAGGCAGUCAAAGAACGAAAAAAAAAAUCGAAUUUGCAGCCAGAAAAACAACAUCAGGCAGGAGAAACUUUCGGCAAAAUCGCAAAGUUUGCAUCAUUUUUCCGCCGUAAAGUACGCUUCCGGAGUAAGCUGCCUCACCUGAACGAUGGACGCGACCACAAAAGUGCUCGAUGGAUAUUUGAGAAAAGCGGUCAACCCCGGUAACGCCGAUCUGGACGUUUCCGCCCUGGACCAGUUCUGCAUGACGAUCAAGAACGACCCGAAAUUGAUGGCCUUGGCGCCCCAGCUGCUGGCCGUCCGGAUUCAGUCGGGGAAUAGUCGUGAAGCGCUGCUGGCACUUGAGGCGUUGGAGGAAUGCAUGGAAACCUGUGGCCGAGAGUUCCGAUCCGAGAUCAACAAGUUUCGCUUCCUGAACGAGCUGAUUAAGCUGGUUUCGAAAAAGUUCGACGGAGAUCGAACUCCGCGAGAGGUUUCCGAGAGGAUUCUCAACAUCCUGCUCACGUGGACGACCAAGUACGACAACUGCGCCAAGAUCCAGGAAGCGUACAAACUCCUAAAAACGCAAGGAAUCGAGCACCAUCCUCAGCAGAACGUGGUCCUUAAGACGGCCCCCAAAGCCGCAACCGAUGCCAAUCGAGGGUCGCUCGACGAAAAAGAGUUUGCAAAGCUGCGCCAGUUGAUCAACAGCUCCAAGCAGGAAGACCGCGACAAGGCGAACCUGCUGAUCCAGAACUUUUACCGCGAUGACGAGCGGCGCACCCAGAUGAAGCACCGGCGGCUGGCCGAAGUGCAGAAAGCGGCCGAAAACACCAAACUGCUGGACGAUAUGCUUUCCCAGUACCGACAGGGCGAGACAACGGAGGACGAGCUGGCGAUUUACCGGCAGAUUUACGAGUCCUGCGAGGGCAUGCACCCGACGAUUGUGAAGCUCGCGGAGGACACGCAGCACAGCGAGGGAAUGUUGGAUCUGUCUCAUGAGAACGGAGUAAAAAACCUAGCAAAAUUCUGGACCUUAGCUAGUGAAUUUGAAAAAAUCUUCGAAGUAAACGACAGCCUUACCCAAGUGAUGGACAGGUACCGCCAACUAAUUCUGCACCAGGCUCCCUCAAACGAUCAGCCGGCUGCGUCCACCGCCUCGGUCAAUUCUCCUUCAGCGUCGUCAACCCACUCGAAGACGACCUCCGCCUCGAUGAACAUUACCGGGUCCGAUCCGCUGGACACCCUGUUUGACAUCUCGACCAUUCCGACGGCCAGCAGCGAACCCGCCCGAAGUGUCUUUGAAGAUCUCAGCGAUAUCUUUUCGGCCACGACGGUCAGUCCGAGCACGGCCAGUAUUGCCGCCAAUGGGAUCGACUCUGUGUCGGCUCCAGCGACGGCCUGUUCUGUCCAAAGUGAUACGAUUUUGACGCCGCUGGUCGUCAACAGUAACGGGACGACUGGGAUUGGAGGGGAAGUUCCUCGGUUGAUGCAGCUGGCGGCCGGUAGUGGGCAGAACAACAACAAGUAUGCGGAGUUGAAAAAUUUGAAGCCAGCCCUUGACCCCACGCUGGUGAACGGAAACGGCAUCGCGUCCAAGAAACCCUCCAGCACCGGUACCAACUCCACCAAGCUAGACUCGUCCAGCACGGGAAAAUCAAUUCUCGACUUGGACUUUCUCGUUAGCGGUAUCAAAUCAACGCUGCUAGCGGGCCCAUCCGCGACCCCAGCAGAAGAAAUUCCUCCCCCAACCCCAGAACAACCCCUUCCGGCGAUUGACGAUGACGACAAGGUGCUAAGUUUGAGCACGCCCGUGGCCGAAAACAUUCCGGAACCGUCGUUCCCAACACCAUCAGCGGUCGUGGCAACCCCAAAACCGGAGUUUAAAUCUCUCGCCGAGAUCGUAAUCGACCUGGACAACAUCCAGCCCAGCCAAGAACCGUCCCGUACCGUUCUGGACGACAAGGCGGGCCUGCAGAUUACGCUGAACUUUGCCGCGGACCACCCGCGCCCCGACGUGACAGUAAUCGUGAUCUCUACCAUCAACCAGGGCCGCGACCCUAUCCCGAGCUUUCACUUUGACGCGAGCGUCCGGAAGCCGUGCAAGUUGCGCCUGCUGGACGCGUCCGGGGCCAGUCUUCCCGGCACGAAACCAUUCCGACCGCCGGCCGAUGGCGUCACGCAGGUGCUGCUGCUGGCGAACCCUUCCGGCGAACCGGUCGACCUGACCUGCAUCCUGACGUACUGUGUGGGUGAUGAUCCCGAUCCGGUGAAGGAGUCGAUCGUGAUGAAGGACGUCCCGUUUGUGAGGGAUUAGGCAGCGCUUUUACUUAAUCGUUUCGAAUGCGGACAGACUGUGAUGAUUCGUUGGACAUUGUGUGGUUAGGAUUUACGUUAUUAUGUUUUCUUUCCCCCCGAGCGUAACAAAUCAAACUGAUUUAAUCAGAGGCAGCUUAGUUUUCACAGGAAUUGUUUUGAAUUAGAUUAUCUUUUGUUGUUUGUUUUAGAAAAAGUGACCAAAAAUGUGUUGAAAUUUUUUGCGUGAUUCAGUUUCUGUCGAGAACAAAAAGUCGACGAGUUUUACUCAAUAAUCCCCAUUUUUUACAUUUUAGGGGAAAUAUGCCCAUUUUAAUCACCCUAAGCCGUUCGACCAAUUCUCAUCACUUUUGCCGUUUUCCGCUAUUAAAUCAAGAUUUUCAGAUGUAUCAACAAUGGAGAGUUG
Culex quinquefasciatus (southern house mosquito) is the source of this 2715-nucleotide messenger RNA. RefSeq names its product ADP-ribosylation factor-binding protein GGA1 (gene Gga). The coding region runs from base 163 to 2310 and encodes 715 amino acids. NCBI's taxonomy places the organism in Eukaryota, Metazoa, Arthropoda, Insecta, Diptera, Culicidae. Gene Ontology annotation, biological process: vesicle-mediated transport; intracellular protein transport. Gene Ontology annotation, molecular function: phosphatidylinositol binding; small GTPase binding; ubiquitin binding. Gene Ontology annotation, cellular component: trans-Golgi network. The record is from RefSeq and is a predicted model, not a curated record. The transcript has 7 exons.